Messenger RNA from Solanum pennellii, 1669 nucleotides. RefSeq lists its product as uncharacterized. The transcript is spliced from 6 exons. NCBI's taxonomy places the organism in Eukaryota, Viridiplantae, Streptophyta, Magnoliopsida, Solanales, Solanaceae. The record is from RefSeq and is a predicted model, not a curated record. The coding region runs from base 314 to 1378 and encodes 354 amino acids.
AAAAAAACAAGAAGAAUGAACAAACAAUAUUCAAACAUGAAAAGACAAGGCCAUAUUUUAACAUUCAAAUGGAAAUUACCUGUAUUUGCAUAUGGUCUAAGUUGAUCCUGUCCCCAUUAUCCAGCAAAAAAAUAAACUUUCAAGAACCCCAUUUCUUUUAUAGAAAAAAGAAAGGUAAAAAGAUUUCAAUUUUGGGAUUUUCAAGAAUAAGGUAAAGACUCAAUUUUGGAUUUUUCAAGAAUCUGAUGAGUAUAGCCAAGGGUUGAAGUAGUUGUAAAUCUUGAUUCUUUAAAGAAGGAUUUGUUCUUUGAAGAUGGUUUUCAGAAGAAUUCUUGUUUUGAUGAUGGGAUGUCUGGGAUGUGCUGAUCAGACGACAGAACAAAAUGCUAAUAAUAAUAUGGAAUCCAAGUCAUCAGUUGUAGAUGAAUCUGCUAUUACUACUCUUAGAGUCAGACUUAAUGAUGGGAGGUACCUGGCUUAUAGAGAAAGAGGAGUACCUAAGAACAAGUCCAAAUACAGCAUCAUUCUUGUUCAUGGAUUUGGCAGCUCCAAAGAAAUGAACUUUAUGGCUUCUGAUGAACUCCUGGAUGGAAUGGAGAUAUACCUCCUGAUAUACGACAGAGCUGGAUACGGAGAGAGUGAUCCAAAUCCAAAACGAUCCGUUAAAAGUGAAGCAUCUGAUAUCGAAGAGUUAGCUGAUCAAUUGCAAUUAGGAUCUAAGUAUUAUGUUAUUGGCGUGUCGUUGGGAUGUUACCCUGCUUGGAGCUGCAUCAAACGCAUUCCUCAAAAGCUUGGAGGAGUGGCAUUAAUAGUCCCGUUUAUCAAUUACAAAUGGCGCUCGCUACCUGAUGAUCUCACGAAGGAUGAUUACCGGAAACAACUCUGCCGACUUAUGCUUUUGCUCACAUGCUAUACUCCGGGGCUAUUACAUUGGUGGUUCACUCAAAAAAUGUUCCCAUCAGCUACUGUUCUUGAAGGAAAUCCUAAAUUUUUUUGUGACAAAGACUUGGCCGUCUUGAAGAAUACAGACGGAUAUCAAUUGUUCACUCAGGACGGGAUAAGGAAACGAAGGGUAUUUGACUCCCUUCGUCGUGAUUUUAUUGUGGCGUUUAGCAAGUGGGAUUUUGAUCCGCUGGAGCUAAGUAACCCAUAUCCACAAAACGAAAGCUCUGUUCACAUAUGGCAAGGUUAUGAGGACAAGGUUGUGCCCGUUCACUUACAAAGACACGUCUCGCAAACGCUCCCUUGGAUUCGGUAUCAUGAAGUUCCUGAUGGUGGCCAUUUGCUUGUGUAUGAUACUGCUGUGUGUGAAGCUGUCUUGAAAUCACUUUUGCUUGGAGAAGAUCCUCCAUUGUACAGGCCUAAAUUAGGUGUUUGAGUCUAAGUUGCGCGGACUCUUCACUUUCGUUGCCGCACUCGUGUUGGACUCUCAAAAAACACAGUACUUUUGGAGAAUCCGACUCGCACCCAUUGACAUAUUUGAAGAGUCCAAACAACAUAGGUUUGAGUAUUAGUUCAUUCAUUGUACCCAAAGAUGACCCUUGUAAGUUACUCCACCUGUAUCAAUUUGUUUGUAUUACUUUCUUUUAUAGUCUGUAUAAAACGUAGUCUCUUUCCUUUUUGGGCGACUCGGUAAUUUCAAUUUUUUUACAUGGCAUGUUUAAGGUAA